GGAAAAGGGGCUCCCGGCCCGCCGAUUCCCGACUUGGGGGAGCCGACCCCCCCACCACGCGGCUGCUUCUCGCUUCGCCUUCUCGCCCACCGCCCGCCGAGCCUGAGACCCUGAGGAUACAAUGUGGCUUUGCAGAGCACAGCAAUUGGGACUGUAAGAACUUAACAGAAGAAAUAAACAUACUUGCUCUCUCUGAAUGUAUAUUGAUAUAGGCGAUACAAGAUCCUUAGAAAUGAAAAAAUAUAAUGGAUUCUGAAUUAAUGAAUAGUAUAUUGGGAAGCUAUCUUAAACCUCCAGAAAGAGUGUUUGUUCCAUCAUUUACUCAGAAUGAUGAAUCAUCACAGAAUCACCAGUCUAUGAACUUAGAAAUUACCUCUCCUAGAGUACUUCAUAGUCCAAAUCGACAAGCUCUUAUCUUAGCCUUAAAAACUCUUCAAGAAAAAAUUCAUCGUUUGGAGUUAGAAAGAACCCAAGCUGAAGAUAACUUGAACAGUCUUUCCAGAGAAGCAGCACAGUAUAAAAAGGCCUUAGAGAAUGAAACAAAUGAGAGAAAUCUGGCAUAUCAGGAACUGAUAAAGCAGAAAAAAAAUAUAAGUGUACAAUUAAGCUCAGCCCAGUCUCGUUGUAUUCUUCUAGAGAAGCAACUAGAAUAUACGAAGAGAAUGGUUCUUAAUGUCGAGCGAGAGAAAAAUAUGAUCCUAGAACAACAGGCCCAUCUUCAAAGGGAAAAAGAACAAGAUCAAUUGAAGCUGCAAGCAAAACUUGAAAAGCUGGAUAUCUUAGAAAAAGAAUGCUUUAAACUUACAACUACUCAGAAAACUGCAGAGGACAAGAUUAAAUAUUUAGAGGAAAAGCUUACAGAAGAAGGACAUCUCCGUAAGCUAAUUCAAGACAAAGCUGCUGAGCUUCAAACUGGACUUGAAGUCAACAGAAUUUUAAUGUCUUCAGUAUCAAAUCCAAAUUGCUCCAAGGGAAAGAGGAAAUCAUCAAAGAAAACUAAAUGUUUAAAGAGAGCACCACCUCAGCAAACUUAUUCCACAUCUGGACCACAGUCUUUUGUGUCUGAGAAGUAUGCCUGUGCAAACCUGCACUCUGUGAAUGCGGGUGUACAAAACCUCCUGCAGAAUAGUCAGCAUUAUCGCCCACGUACACAUAGCCUCCCUGCACCCACUGCUGUGAAUGAGGCCAAGCACUUUUACAAAUCUACCCGGACAGCUUCCCAAUGUACGUCUGCACCUUCUGACUCAGAAAAAUUUACUUCCAUUUGUGACAACUUGUCUGAACUUUUGAAGGCAAUGCAAGAUGAGCUGAACCAAAUGAGUAUGGAGCAUCAAGAACUAUGGAAACAAAUGAAGGAAACUAAAAACCCUUCAGUCUGUGAAGACAUUGGAGGUAAACUGGAAUAUUUAGUUAAGAAAAUGGAAAUUAAAGGAGAACAGAUUUCCAAAUUGAUGAAGCAUCAAAAGAGUGUCCAUAAACUACAGCAAAAAGUUCAGAAUUCAAUGAUGAUUACAACUUCUGAUACUCAACAAGAAGAUAAUAACCCUAAAGGAUCAAAGAACAUUAAAUUUAACCCUAGAAAAUGCUCAUUAACUAACUCUCCUCAGAAGAACUCUCAUCCAGUACGAGUCCAAAAUCUUCAAAUGAAAUUAAGAAGAGAUGAUAUCAUGUGGGAACAGUAAAACAUUCACAAAGCUGUCACCUUAAAUGAAUGCUGCCAAUCUUGAAAUUCUUUCAGUCUCUGAUACUUUGACUUAAUUUAAUAUACCUUUAUGAAAUUUUGAAUUAUGUUUUUAGCUUUUAUAAAGUGCUAAGUUGUAGUAUUUUAAAAUUAAUGCCUAAUUAUCUCCUUAGAGUUCCAAAUAAUAAAUGAUUGCAUUUUUGUUUUUCUUAUUGACUUAAAAUGCCUAAUCUCAUACUU
Sorex fumeus (smoky shrew) is the source of this 1921-nucleotide messenger RNA. RefSeq names its product centrosomal protein 57 like 1 (gene CEP57L1). The coding region runs from base 246 to 1682 and encodes 478 amino acids. Gene Ontology annotation, cellular component: centrosome. The record is from RefSeq and is a predicted model, not a curated record. Gene Ontology annotation, molecular function: gamma-tubulin binding; microtubule binding; identical protein binding. NCBI's taxonomy places the organism in Eukaryota, Metazoa, Chordata, Mammalia, Eulipotyphla, Soricidae. The transcript is spliced from 12 exons.